Molecule: messenger RNA, 4686 nt
Organism: Macrobrachium nipponense
Lineage: Eukaryota; Metazoa; Arthropoda; Malacostraca; Decapoda; Palaemonidae
Exons: 6
Coding region: 1-4671 (1556 amino acids)
Source: RefSeq, a predicted model, not a curated record
AUGCAGGUGGAUAUUGGAGACUCACUUUCCUCCACUGCUUCCUCCACCUGUUCCCUAAGUGUAAGAUGCGGUCUACGUCGAGGCAGGUUCUAUUCAGUUAACCCAAGUGAUCCUACCAUCACACCGGGAACACAGAAGAAGACUCUGGACACGCAAGACUCCAUUGCUGCCUUUCUCAUGGCUUCGCAGAGGCAAUCUCAAGUCUACUAUGACACUGAAGAAAAGAAUCUGAUGCGACUCAGUUCCAUUCACCGGAAGGUGACGACUCGAGUCCUGUUGUUUGUAUUUCAGAAUGGCUCACCCGGUAGAUCCGAAUACUCGUCAUUGCUAGACUACUACAAAGCCCAGGGUAUUCUGAAUUUUGCAAAAGGACUCACUGCUGUCCAGAAGGAAAAGGUCAAGAAUGACCGAGACGGGGAAUCAUUCGACAUUACACUGCUGUGCAGGUGCCUUUGCAAUGGGAGCCAUGGCCUGGCCAAGGACUAUGAAAGCUGGAAAGCACAGGACAAAGAAAUUGCUGGCAUAGAAUCUCUCAUAACCAUUGUCAAAAAUAAAAGGAAUCAUCUUGCUCACGACGACCACCCGCCCAUCACAAACAAGAACCUCGCCGAGGAAGCAAAAGAGAUUCAAGACAUCCUGACCAGGAUUCUAAAAUUUAGUGGGCAGAUUUAUGGUCUUGAACCAGGCACAGUAGAACGUGAGAUUGACGAAGUGGAAUCUGAAAUUAGGUUGUACCUUCAUGGCGAGUUUGAAGCAAGUACAUUUGAAGACUACAAGAAGGAGAUGCUCUUUGAAGCCCUGUCAGACUUAGUCAAUGAAAAAGGUGUCAAGGAAGUGCUUCAGCAAUAUGACAUGGCUUACGAAAGUGAAGUGAGCACUGUGAACCAUUUAGCUGAGGUCAAAGUCCCUUUAAAGGAAGUUUAUACAGAAAUGAAACUUAGAGGAGAGUUGCCAUCUGGAGAAGAGGUCAGUGCUUUAUAUGAGAAUGUUUUGUGUGACCAGAGUUCAGAAAAAACAAAUUAUAUUGUUGUAAUAGAUGGCGUAGCUGGGGUUGGGAAAACAACACUGACAAAAAAGGUUGUGACUGACUGGAAAUUAAAGGAGGGGAACAUGAAAUACCUUGACACCUAUGAUCUCUUGCUGAAAGCUGAGUGCAGAAACUCAGCCAUAAAGUCAUUCGACGAUUUACUAUAUCACCUUAUGCCGAGGGUUUCCAAACUAUUCAAACCUGGUGAUCUAAAGAAGGUGGUGCUUGCUCAGAGGGUGCUCAUCGUACUGGAUGGUCUGGAUGAACUGAAUAAGUCAUCAGCUAAUUUGCUUGGGGAAAUUCUUGACCUUAAGACACAUUUUGGAAUAACACUGCUGAUUACAACAAGACCUGAGAAGCUAACCUAUUUACACCAAAGAGUGAAUUCCCACAACUUGAAGCACAUCCAGCUUUUGGGAAUUCCUCUGGAAAGAAGGGAUGAUUUUGUUACCAAAUAUCACAGAGAGAUUGCUAAGAUAUAUUCACAAGCACAAGAUGUAAAAGGUCUAAUCAGCUACCUGAAGGGAACCGAACAUCGUUUAGCUGACUUAUGGAGGCUGCCAUAUAACCUUUCUUUACUGAGUAUAUUAUGGGCUUAUGACCACAUGAAUGUCAUCAGAAUUAACACUGCUCCCGAACUAUAUGGAGAAAUAUUCAGGCUGUACAGAAACAAACUGAAAGAAAGACUGCAAGUCAGUAUACCAGCAGAUGAAUCUGUGUUGCGCAGGAAGAUUGAUUACUUCUUGCAUGCUUUAAGCAAAGAAUCCCUAAUGGGACUCAAGAAUGAUCAAAUUAACAUACCACAACCAGCCUAUAAGAGAAUGGAGGAAGUUUGCAGAAAUAUACAAGUUCCCAUUGAAGAGAUGAUCAGUGCGUUCCUUAAGCGCGUUCCUAGCAAAGACGUGAUAUACUCAUUCCCACACAAAGGUCUCCAAGAUUUUCUCGCAGCUUGGUACAUUUUUCUGGAAAUCUCUGGGGAAGAUCAUGGACAUGACAUAGAAGAGAUAAUGAAAGCAGUAACUUCAUGUCUUAUUCAGAACAGGGUUUCACCUAAGGUGAGUAACACCAUUGUGGAGACGGUAAAGAAGGAACUAACAAAUAAGCACAAGACCACAAGACUUGGUUUUAGGACAGCUGUUAAUUCAAUGCUACAGUCAUUUUUAAGCCCCAAAACACGUGUCAUUCGGAAUUUGCUAGAAGACAUUCAUGGCUCCCCUCAGUUAGAAUUAGCAAAAUUUGAAAACACAUUAUUUUGUUUGAUUGGCCUGUUUUAUUCUGAAGAGGUCGAAAUUGCCGAAGAUGUCAAACUAGAAGCGUUGGAGCUCCUCCAGGCGACUGGAAUGAGAGACAGAGAUUCAUGGAUCAGAAUACUCAACUCUGUCAAGUGUGAUGAGUUCAUUGCUGCCUUCAUCAGUAAGCAGCAAAAGGUUUUCAGUGGGAACAUUCAGAUGACAGAUUCAUCAGUGUCUGCCUACAUUGCUCUCUUAAAAUCUCUGAAGCGCCCUUUCAAGGAGGCCAGGACAGUGAGGAUUGACAUUGCCAUUGAGGGAGAGCUAAUGGGAGCUCAUGAAUUGCUCCACUUGAUCAGUUCAUUCCAAAUGACAAUUAAGAAACUACUUAUAACUCACAGAAAUUACAAAGAGUACACUGACAUGAUAAGAAAGCUCUCAUCACCCCUGAAAGAUGAAGGUGAUAUUGAAGUUGACAUUGCUGUCGACGAAGACUUGCGCAACAUCGGGGAACUACUAACUGUGGUAAAACAACGCAACUUGAAGGUUAGAAGGCUCAAAGUGCACGAUCUUGAAGUUCGUGAUUCCAAUGUUGUGGAGUAUGUCAAAAUGCUGAAGUCUCUUCCACAAUUGUCUCCAAGCGCUAAUCAUAACAUUGUCAAAAUUAAUGUCGUUGGUGAUCUGAUCGGAGCUGAUGAACUCCUGGAACUCCUCGUGCAUCAACAUUUCACAGUGAGGAAACUGCUGAUUAAUGACAAUAAUUUUACAAAAUAUACUGACCUGCUGGGUAAGAUAACUAUGUCUUUUAGGGAUAAAGAAAAGCUAGAAAUAACUUUAAAUGUAGAUGAAGAUUUACGGCAGCUCACCGCCCUAUUGAAUCUCAUCAAGAAAAACCAGUUUCAGGUCGUACAAUUUAAAGUCAAGGAUUUUAUUAUAGAUGACACAAACUUCCCUGAAUACAUUUCAGCCCUCAAGGAGAUGCCGCCAUCAGACCAGGCAAAUGAAACAUGCAUUGAUCUUGAAAUUACUGGAAACUUAAUAGGAGCCAGUGAUUUACUCACCUUGAUAAAUCUCAGCGGAUUCACAGUCAGGCGAUUUAUGGUAACUGAACAUAAUUUCACAGCCUACACAGCAAUGCUAGAAGGAAUGGCUACGACUUUCAAGGAAGCGAGUAAAGUUGAAAUGCACUUACUUAUUGAUGAAGAUAUUUCCACCAUCAGCAGACUGAUAACAGAAAUAAAGAAGAAACGUCUUCAUAUUAACACAUUCCAAGUGAGAGAUUUUGAAAUAAACGAUUCUAACAUCACUCUGUGCCUCCUGAUCCUGAGGUCUUUGUCUCUGCAAUGCCGAAACGACGAAAAGCCCAGUGCUAAAAUUGCCAUCAAGGAAGGCGCAAGAAUCAGUCAUGACUUGCUUCAACUUAUCAGAAUCUAUGAAAUUAAUGUGGAGAGCAUCUUAAUAACAGACUCAAACAUUGAGAGAUAUGUUAAUGUACUGUCACAUCUUUUGGAACCCUUGAAAGAUGCCAGUAAUGUGAACAUAGAUAUAGAGGUGACGACCAGUCUGCCUGAUAUACAAGAGAUUCUGACAUGGACCACACGUCAUGGUUUCCACUUGAGAAAACUGAAUGUUGAAAAUGGAAAGAUGCUUAUCAACACUCAAAAUGCAAAAUAUUAUAUCUUGCCUCUUAAGAACCUGCCAAAGCUUGAGAAAAAUGCAUAUGAAGGGGAGGUUUAUGUGUACAUAGAUGAGAUGACCGAAGUUACUGACACCAUUCUUUGCGAAUUGGCAAGAAACGAAUUCAAGGUUGUCCUAGACCUAUACCAUGACUUCAAGAACCCUAUGGCACCAACAACAUCCACUGACGUACUAAACGUUCUCUUCGAAAAGUGUCGAGUAGAGAAGUAUGUUGGGAGGAUGUCAGGAGACCUGCGGCUUCCUCAGACACUAUACACACUGUGGGCAAGUGUUCCUGAUAAUUUGGCCUACUUUCAACUCCAUCGCUUUCUCAGGCCUGACCGUCAGCUGGAUGCUUUGUGUGUCAGUGUCAGUCUUAAUUUGGACCCAAAGAAAAUUAUUCCACUAAAAAAUGACCUGAUGUACCAUCUUAGCGUUUGCUUCCCUGGGGUGAUCUCUGAGGAGGACGUUCUGAAAGCUACUGAAAUUGCCAUGAAGUUUGAGCCCACCAGCAGAGAGCUAGACUAUCUCCUGUUCCCACGGCUGAACCUGACGCAAGACAAAGAGGUCAUCUGCUUCGUAUCCAACAUGCGACGUCUGAGAGUUACAGAAGCGAUCAUCCUGCCCAAGUCACUCAAGGAGUCAAAGAAAUUCGACUCAUUCACCCGGCCCAAGCCACUCAUAAGGUCACAGAAAAAACUCAUUAAGAAAGAUAUGAGUCUCAAUAUUGAAUGGUAAGUGAGCACCUCUGUC